Nelumbo nucifera (sacred lotus) is the source of this 1195-nucleotide messenger RNA. It is a transcript of the gene HCF164, whose product is annotated as Thioredoxin superfamily protein. Gene Ontology annotation, molecular function: oxidoreductase activity, acting on a sulfur group of donors, disulfide as acceptor. The record is from RefSeq and is a predicted model, not a curated record. Lineage: Eukaryota; Viridiplantae; Streptophyta; Magnoliopsida; Proteales; Nelumbonaceae. Gene Ontology annotation, cellular component: chloroplast thylakoid membrane. Gene Ontology annotation, biological process: cytochrome b6f complex assembly.
AAGAAAAUCAGAAGGCAAUGGAUCGCUUAACGUGUCGAACCGUCGAUAACUAAAAUAAACAGAAAGGGUUUAAUGGUUUAUAAACCGUUAAAAAAAAAAAAAAGAAGAAGAAGAAAAAAAAACAGGAAUAACGAGACUCUGGCAUGGCGCGUGUAGCUUCCGGGUACAGCCCUGUAGGGCUUCACAGGUUUACACCAUCUUUUCAAAAUUCUAAGUCCCUGCAAUUCUCGGGAACCUCUUUCAGAACUCAGAGAAGAACUCACGCCCUUCGGAGGCCAGCAUGCCAGAUGAAACCUAACCCAAUUGAUCCCCCCACAUCGGAUGAGCUACUUAUUGAGCCUGGUUCAGCUAAAGAUAAAACCAGCCAAGUGACUGAAACUUCCUCAAAUACUGCUUUUCCCGAAUUCCCAAACAAAAAUAUCAAUAAGCAGAUAGCUGUGGCUUCCACACUUGCAGCAGUUGGACUUUUCUUAUCAACAAGAUUAGAUUUUGGUGUUUCUUUGAAGGACCUAUCAGCUGCUGCUGUACCUUAUGAAGAGGCUCUCUCAAAUGGGAUGCCCACUGUUGUGGAGUUUUAUGCAGAUUGGUGUGAAGUUUGUCGAGAAUUAGCUCCAGACGUCUAUAAAGUUGAGCAGCAGUACAAGGACCGUGUGAAUUUUGUUAUGCUGAAUGUUGACAACACAAAGUGGGAACAAGAGCUUGAUGAGUUUGGCGUUGAGGGAAUCCCACAUUUUGCGUUCUUAGACAGAGAGGGGAAUGAGGAAGGCAAUGUUGUAGGCCGGCUUCCAAAGAAGUAUUUGCUUGAAAAUGUGGAUGCUCUUGCCCGAGGUGAAGCUUCAGUACCUCAUGCCCGGGUUGUUGGACAGUACUCAAGUGCCGAAUCUAGGAAGGUGCAUCGGGUUGUUGAUCCUAGAAGCCAUGGCUAGAGCCUAGAUGUAUUCAUUUAUAUGUAUGAUCCUAGAGCCUAGAUGUAUUCAUUUAUAUGUAUGAUCCUAUUCUUACAUGUAUUCAUGUACAUGUGCAUGUAUGGAGCCCUUUGGUACAAAAGUUACCUCUAUGAGGUAUGAUCCCAUUUUUCUCAUAUAUAUCCGUGUACAUGCACUUUUUUUUUGGAACCCUAUGGAACAAUUCAUUAAUUUGCAUGCUGCUAACUAAUUUUUGGGAAGAAUUUCUUGGAUCUGGUCACCUUGGAAUU